Molecule: messenger RNA, 267 nt
Organism: Ostertagia ostertagi
Lineage: Eukaryota; Metazoa; Nematoda; Chromadorea; Rhabditida; Trichostrongylidae
Source: the annotation of a GenBank genome assembly
AUGGAUCCGGAGUCAAUAUCAGCGGUGGCCAACACCAUGUACCAGUAUUGGGAUACCGUACUGAAAUCUGGUGAUCUAGAGAAACGACGGUCGGCUCAAAUGUCAAGAUGGAUGUGGAAUCAUGUACAGGAUGAACUGAUGAAAGUAUUCACAGAACACCCAAAAAUUGCCCCAAUGGCACCAGCUCUCGAAAAGGACGUUCGUGAAGGAAAAAUCACACCCGGUUUAGCGUCUGAAAUGCUGAUUAGAACAUUUUUGAAUGUAUAG